Kuraishia capsulata CBS 1993 is the source of this 1581-nucleotide messenger RNA. RefSeq lists its product as uncharacterized. The coding region runs from base 1 to 1581 and encodes 526 amino acids. The transcript has a single exon. The record is from RefSeq and is a predicted model, not a curated record. NCBI's taxonomy places the organism in Eukaryota, Fungi, Ascomycota, Pichiomycetes, Pichiales, Pichiaceae. Gene Ontology annotation, biological process: proteasome-mediated ubiquitin-dependent protein catabolic process. Gene Ontology annotation, cellular component: GID complex. Gene Ontology annotation, molecular function: protein binding.
AUGGCUCCUGUGCAGGGCCAUUUAUCGCUGGACAUGUCUUCUACACCAGAUACCCCGUACCACAAUCUGAACAGAGAGGAAGUCACAAGACUACUUGUCCAGACUCUGGCAGAUCUCGGCUAUGAAGCGAUAUCCAGAGAUUUAGCAGGUGUCUCCGGGCUUGAAUCUGGUGACCCGGCAAUUCACGGGUUUAUCCAGCUGGUUUAUCAGGGUGCCUUUGUAGAUGCGGAGGCUGCUUUACUUGACUUAGGUUUUGACGCCGAAAGUGCGGGUCAUAUCCUCUAUUUAGUGAGAAGAGAACGGUUUUUGGAGCUUUUGAUGGUCCAGAACAACCGUCCUGAGGCCUUAAGGGUUUUACGCUCCGAAAUUACACCAUUGGGUGUUCCUGAAGAUGUGUCAAGACAAUUGGCGUGCAUUCUGGUGGAUGACUCUGACGCCGAAUUGUGUGAUGAGCUGGGCUGGCUUGGAACUCCGGUCGAAUCACGGGAGCGACUAGUUGAGGAAAUCAGCAAAUUUGUUCCACCAGAACGGUUGUUACCGCCGCAUCGACUAGCCACGUUGUUAAACCAGGCCAUAUCCCACCAGCGCGAAAAAGACUGUUACCACGUCAGAGAAAGAACAGAAACAGGAAAUGUAUCACUUUACAAGGACUAUCGCUCAAACAGAGACAAAUUCCCGUCCAGGGUGAUCAAAACGCUGAAUUCCCACUCAGACGAGGUUUGGUUCGUACGCUUCAGCAACACGGGAAAAUACCUUUGCUCAGCAUCUUCAGACUCGAAGAUAAUCAUAUACGAUGUGGAAAAUGACUUUCGUGUUUUACGGGAGCUGGUGGGUUCCGACAAGGCAGUAAUGUACUGCUCAUGGUCUCCUGAUGAUAACUUGCUUUUGACCUGUGGAUUGGACUUAUAUGUGCGGCUUUGGGACGUAAGAUCAGGAACUUGUUUGGAAUCGACGUCUUUUGGUGAUAAACUGCGGAUUUGGUCGUGCGAGUGGCUUCCAGACUCUUCCGGGUUCCUGGCUGGUUCGCCUGAUAAACGAUUGUGGCUUUUCAACUCCAAGUUUGAGGUGUCGUACGAAUGGCCCAUUGACGACAAGAGGGUGACGGAUCUUGCGGUUUUCCCGAACGGGAAGAGCUUCAUCACGGUGAAUCAGGACCAUUCUGCGUAUAUCUACGAUAUUUUCACCAAGAAACUUCUGAAGGAGAUCAAGAUUGGCAAAAAGCUCACAUCGGUGACGAUGUCGCAAGAUUCACGCCAUUGUAUCAUCAACGUUGCACCUGAAGAGGUUCAACUGUGGGAUCUUUCAAACUACACGUUAAUCCGCAAGUACUACGGCCAGCAGCAAGCGAGAUACGUGAUUCGCUCGUGUUUCGGUAAUUGGGACGAGAGCUUUAUAUUAAGUGGCAGUGAAGAUGGCAGGGUUUAUAUUUGGAAUCGCGAGUUUGGUAAUCUGAUUUAUGCCCUGGAGGGACACAAGGAGCUGGUGAACUGUGUGGAUUGGAAUCGGAACGGUACCGGAUAUGGGGCCAGGGUUUUUGCUACAGCUGGGGACGAUCACACGGUGAAGAUAUGGGGAGUGUGA